Molecule: messenger RNA, 1793 nt
Organism: Tribolium castaneum (red flour beetle)
Lineage: Eukaryota; Metazoa; Arthropoda; Insecta; Coleoptera; Tenebrionidae
Exons: 2
Coding region: 137-1786 (549 amino acids)
Biological process (GO): mRNA splicing, via spliceosome
Cellular component (GO): post-mRNA release spliceosomal complex
Source: RefSeq, a predicted model, not a curated record
CUAAUUUUGAGAAAUUUUCCAAAAGUUGUGAGCUGUCACUCUCGGCAGCCAUGUUAAUUUUUUUGGGGAUUUCUUGCGUGACUUUGGUGAUAUCCCCAUUUUUUUGACAAUUAUUUAACCUCACAAAACGUCGCAAAUGGGUAAACAUAAAGAGAAAUCAAAAAAACAUAAAAAAGACAAAAAACGGGAGUGGGCGCGCGAGUCGGGCUCUGACUCAUCUUCAGACGAAUGGGUUGAAAAAGACAAAUAUUCGUCUUCUGAGGACGAAACCAGUAAAAAUAAACCUAAAGAAAAAUCGUCAACUGAUCGAGAAGAAUGGAUGUCUUUGCCGUCCAGUUUUCUAACCGAAUCGCAUUUGGACAGGAGGCGAAAUCGGGAAGAAAACAAACGGUGGGAGAGGGAACGUGAGCAGUACAAUCCGAGAUCACACUCAAGAGAACUAAAUCCGUACUGGAAGGACGGCGGUGAUGGUUUACCGAAAUUUAAAAAACCGUCCGACGAACACAAUUUCUCGUAUAAAUCAACCAAUAGGCCACAGUCAUCUUCAAACUGGAAAAAGAAACCAUCAGAACAGCCCAAAGAACGUGAAACUAGCCCAGAAGCGCAAGAUCAGGGCGAAAUUUUAUCGGACAAAGAAUUAAACGCCCUCGCGGCUAAACUGGUAAAAGCCGAAAUAAUGGGCAAGACGGAACUGGUGAAGGAACUGAAAGCGAAACUUGAAGCUGCAAGGCAACGGAAAGACUCGUCUAAACCUACGGAAGAAGUUCUCUUGACUCAAACUGACUCUCAGGGUCACACGAGACCCGUGAGACAACAAGCCGAUUAUGAACCGUCAGGUAGCCGUAAAAGGAAACGCAAAGUUGAGACUCAUCAGGAUGGACAAAGAGUGCGUUAUUUCGCCGAUGAUGAUAAACAUUCCCUCCAACAAAUGUUUGAAAACGAGAAAUUUAAUUCAGUGGAAGACCAGAAUAGCGAGUUUAUGCGAAUGGCGAGCAAAGUCCGGAAAAACGACGAUUUGGAUGAAAUAUUUUCCGAUAACAUUCGGAAAAAAGAGGAUGGGGCUAAAACUGAUAGGAGGAAUCGUGACCGGGCGAUUAACGAGCAUCAAAGAGUGGCUCAAAGCAUAGAUAAUUGUAAAUUGUGUCUUCAGUCCGACUCCAUGGCCAAACAUUUGAUGGUUUCGUUAGGCGAGACGGCCUUUUUGAGUUUGCCUCCGUACGAGCCGGUGAACGAAGGCCACUGCUUGAUAGCCCCCAUAAGACACGUCACGUGUUCCACGCUACUUGACGAAAACGAAUGGAGCGACAUAAUGGACUUCCGAAAGGCUUUAACAAGGAUGUUUAGUGCGAAAAAUUUGGACGUUAUUUUUUUCGAAACGGCCAAAAAUCUGGAUAGGUAUCCCCACAUGUACAUUGAGUGUAUCCCCUUGGGUAAGGAAGAGGGCGACUUGGCCCCCAUCUAUUUCAAAAAAGCGAUAGACGAAUGCGAGGCCGAAUGGGCCCAAAAUAAAAAAUUGGUGUCUUUGAAAGGCAAAGACGUGCGCAGGGCUGUUCCAAAAGGCCUCCCGUAUUUUUUUGUUUCGUUUGGAAUGGAAGAAGGGUUUGCUCACGUUAUCGAGGAUCAGAAAACUUUCCCCAAUAAUUUUGCGCAAGAAGUCAUCGGCGGAAUGCUCGAUCUGCACCACAGUAAAUGGCGGAAACCUAAAUACCAAAGUUUUGACGAGCAAAGCAAACGCGUAGUGGAAUUUUCAAAGGAAUGGGGCGACUUUGAUUACACAAAAAAAUAAAAUCGCU